AUAGGACAGGAAUGACCGGAAACACGUAAGACACAAAAACAACAACACACGGGCCUAUGUCUAACUAGCUACACGAAAUCGAAGUGAAAUUGCAUAGAUCAUCUAACAAUAGCAACAUUUUAUGUUACUUUACUCAACUUUUUAAAGAAACUAAACACUGGUAAGGCAUAGUCCUAUGUUCUACAUACAUAAAGACAGCGUAAGGAGUCAGUAUGUUCAGUUUUUUCGGACAUCGUAAUAAAGACUCUUCAAAGAAGUCAUCGUCAGAGGGGGAUACAGAUGGGUUCGUGAUAAUCGGAGAAACUGUUGAGGAACAGAGGCAGAAGAUCCAAAACAUCAGCAAACCAUCAUGUAACGUCAUUCUGCAACCAUCAAAGUCUUCCAGUGCAACACUUUCCCAGGCCUACCACUCUCCAGCCCCCGCUCCACCUUCCGUGAUCGCCCCAUCACCAGGGCCCAUGUGGAAGCCCCCUGCGCCCAUCGGGGAGGCCCCACCGUCUCUCCCAGAGCUACUAGGAGAUGUCCCAUUCACCCUGGCCCCCCAUGUCCUGGCCAUGCAGACAGGGGGUCCCGGGUUCCUCUUUUCUGAGAUGCUGAUGUCCCCCCGAGACAUCAACCACAACCUGGCCUCCUUCACUUACGACUUCACCCUGGAGAACUCUGUGCUCUGUGACCAUUGACCUGUCUACUUUCUGACUGUAUGACCUCUGACCUUUUUGAUCUGUCAACCUCCUCCAAUACCAACCCUUUGUCAACCCUGGGUCGUGUUCAUUGGGCAGCAAACAGAAGAAAAAGUACUGAAACAGGGCAGAAGAACCUGGGCUUGCCUAAUAAGAAAGGCACAUUUUUGUUUUUAGAGUUUAGCUACAUGUGCUAUACUGAACACAACCUUGGACUGUCUUGUCUCGUUACCAUUCAGGUUUAGUUUCAGUUCCAUGGGGCUCUGUCUGAGAAUGGCAAUACUAUAAUUAAUAAUAAACUUGGUUCUGGUGACGAUCAGCAUUAGGUGGGGUCAAAACUGCUCCUGCCUGCAGUGAUGUAGGUACACACAGUAUGUAGGUAGAUGGGUACACAGAGUUCCACCUUUUUAAGAUUGCAGAUUAGGAAUACUAGUUAAGCAUGUUAAUCACUUGCUGAUGCAUGUCAUAGUAGUGCUGGUUCACUGUUUUAAGUGUGUGUGUGUGUCAGAGCGUUAGCUUCAUGUCUGAUGAUAGGAAUGCUUGAACAUAGCUGAGACUUGCGUUGAAGAACAGAGUCAGGGUCUAGAUUCACCUGCUGCUGUUGUUGGUUUAGGAAUCACUGAUUGACCUUUUGGGUUUGCACUAAUGUACGUACCAGACAGAUUUCAAAUGGAAUCUUAGGAAGGAAAUGACUUCUUUAUCUGGUUACGGUUUUUACCCUGGUGUCCUCACCUUUGCCAAUGACGUUAAGAAUACUUUAACAAGACAUUUCCAAAAAUUUUUUGUAGCAUAAGCAUUUCUACAAUGGAACUUUGUAGCUUUUUGAUAAUGUAUUUAAAAUGUAAGAAUAUAUAUACCCCCUAAUUUACAACAGUUAUUUUCAGGAGAGUGGCCUUCUCUUUUGGUCAUCUUCAGCAUGGUGUCAUCAUGUGUUGUAACCUCCCAAACAUUGUAUUUGUUAUUUAUUCUGAACCAGGUUUCCUCUAGUUCUCAUGGCACAGUUCAGAUUUGACAGUGUUUCAAGGUAUCCUGUAAUAUACAGUGCCUUCGGAAAGCAUUCAGCCGUCCUUGAUUUUUUCCCCACAUUUUGUUAUUUUACAGCCUUAUUCUAAAAUGGAUUAAAUAAAACAUUUUUUUCUCA
Molecule: messenger RNA, 1821 nt
Organism: Oncorhynchus gorbuscha (pink salmon)
Lineage: Eukaryota; Metazoa; Chordata; Actinopteri; Salmoniformes; Salmonidae
Gene: umad1
Product: UBAP1-MVB12-associated (UMA) domain containing 1
Exons: 5
Coding region: 213-680 (155 amino acids)
Source: RefSeq, a predicted model, not a curated record